Drosophila albomicans is the source of this 3131-nucleotide messenger RNA. RefSeq names its product N6-adenosine-methyltransferase MT-A70-like protein (gene Mettl3). Gene Ontology annotation, cellular component: nucleus; RNA N6-methyladenosine methyltransferase complex. Gene Ontology annotation, molecular function: mRNA m(6)A methyltransferase activity; mRNA (2'-O-methyladenosine-N6-)-methyltransferase activity. Bases 330 to 2171 code for a protein of 613 amino acids. The record is from RefSeq and is a predicted model, not a curated record. The transcript has 3 exons. Lineage: Eukaryota; Metazoa; Arthropoda; Insecta; Diptera; Drosophilidae.
GCGCAAGUUUUUAAACUACGAAUGACAAAUUGGAUUAUUUUUUAGAAAUUGACAGUUUUUAGUCUAUCAAUCAAUGUAAAAACAGCCGCCGUAACUUAAGCAGCCUUAAUUUAAGUUUAUUAGAAGCUGGCGCAAUUGAGAUUCACCGUUUACACUUAUUGGCCUAUCGAUAGGCGCAGGGCAACAUGGCUGUAUGUAGAUCCAACUGCUUGAACAAGGACAGUUGGAUCGUGUCGAGGGCCCCAUUGCAAUACUUUGAUGUAAACAACACGGCUUUUUUAUCUAGUUUGUAUUUAUCACAAAAAGUACGCAAAGAAAAUUGACAAACAAUGGCUGAUGCGUGGGACAUAAAAUCGCUGAAAACGAAGCGCAAUACAUUGCGUGAAAAACUGGAGAAGCGCAAGAAGGAGCGAUUCGAAAUACUUUCCGACAAACAAGAAGACCAAACGAAUCCCAAAAAGGAGCUUGUUGAGGCAGAUGUGGAGGUGCAGAAGGCUGUGCUGCAGUCACUAAGUGCCAGCACAUUGGUUUUGCCUAUUGUGUCCACCCAAAUUGUUCACAAAGUAGGCGGCAUUUUGGAGCAGCCACCGACCAUGGAAAUGGUGAACUUUAUACUAGGCAAGUUGGCGAAUCAAGGUGCCAUUGGCAUUAGGAAUGUGACCAUUGGCACCGAAGCGGGCUACGAGGUGAUCUCAGUGCAAACCAAAGAGCUGCGCGAAAUCUACGACGAUGUCAACGACAGUUGUCAGCAGAAGGAGGAGGCGGAGGCAAAGCGGAAGCUGGCUGGCGAGUUGGAUGGUGAGUCUGACGAUGAACGCGGACAACGGAAAUUGCUGAAGCUAGAGGGCAGCAGCGGUCGCAAGGAAUCAACCAGUCUGGAUGCCUCCGAUGACAUUAUGAUGCUGCUGUCGCUGCCCUCGACUCGCGAGAAACAAAGCAAGCAGGUGGGCGAGGAGAUCUUGGAGUUGCUUACCAAACCCACAGCUAAAGAACGUUCCGUGGCCGAGAAGUUCAAGUCUCACGGCGGUGCUCAGGUGAUGGAGUUUUGCUCGCACGGCACCAAGGUGGAAUGCCUCAAAGCACAGCAGGUGGCCAACGAGAUGGCGGCUAAAAAGAAGCUGGAACGUCGCGAGGAGAAACAACUCAAGGAGGCCAGCAACAGCAGUGGAAACAGCAACAAGUUAAAGACGAGCGCCGAGGACACAGAGGAUGGUGAGAUCCUUACGGAGACACUUAACACUUGCGAGGCCGAGUCACAGGAGUCCACGGAUGACAGCGAAUCCUCGGGCGACUCGGACAAGUGCACCAAACUGCACUUUAAGAAGAUUAUACAAUCGCACACAGAUGAAUCGCUGGGAGAUUGCAGUUUCCUCAACACCUGCUUCCACAUGGCCACGUGCAAGUAUGUGCACUACGAGGUGGACACCUUGCCGCACAUCAACACCAACAAGCCGACGGAUGUGAAGACGAAGCUCAGCCUCAAGCGCAGCAUCGAUGCCAGCUGCACAUUGUAUCCACCUCAGUGGAUUCAAUGUGAUCUGCGUUUCCUCGAUAUGACGGUGCUGGGAAAAUUUGCGGUGGUCAUGGCCGAUCCACCAUGGGAUAUACACAUGGAGCUGCCCUACGGCACCAUGUCGGAUGAUGAGAUGCGAGCGCUAGGCAUUCCAGCACUGCAGGAGGAAGGUUUAAUCUUCCUCUGGGUGACGGGACGUGCCAUGGAGUUGGGCAGGGAUUGCCUCAAGCUCUGGGGCUACGAGCGUGUGGAUGAACUCAUCUGGGUGAAGACAAAUCAGCUACAGCGCAUCAUACGCACUGGACGCACAGGACAUUGGCUGAAUCACGGUAAAGAGCAUUGUUUGGUGGGCAUGAAGGGCAAUCCCAACAAUUUGAAUCGCGGCCUCGACUGCGAUGUCAUUGUGGCUGAAGUGCGUGCCACGUCCCACAAACCAGACGAGAUCUACGGCAUCAUUGAACGCUUGAGUCCGGGAACGCGCAAGAUUGAGCUAUUCGGACGACCACACAACAUUCAACCCAACUGGAUAACGUUGGGCAAUCAGCUGGAUGGCAUUCGGCUAGUGGAUCCCGAACUCAUCACACAAUUCCAGAAACGUUAUCCCGAUGGCAAUUGCAUGUCGCCCACAGCGGCAGCGGUGAAUGCAAUUAAGAACUGACACAAACAAGAUGAAGGUCAACUACUGGCCAUAGAUUGAGUGCAGGAUUAGUUUAAGAAAGUUAGCAACUAAGUGGAAAGUCGAAACAAUAUUGUAAUUAUAUAGGAUAGAAGGGUAUUAUAACUAAUUGACGAGAGGCAUUUUGAACUCCAUUAACUACUUUAAAUAUGCUUAAUUACACAUUGUCUGUCGGACACACCUAAAACUCAAAGACUAUAAAUGCUAUAGCCAGUAAAUUUGGUUCCUUAGGUCAAGAUAUAAAUCAAAACCUAAAUAUCUGUUUAACUGUCUCUAUAAAAUUGGGCUGUUAUCCUUAAUCUUUAAUGUGCAGUUAAGUAUUGAGACAGUUAAGCAAAUUUAUACUGUAAACACAUUCACAAAUAGUUGCUACAAAAUAAAAUAGCUUAAUAAACAUGGAACUUAUUUAAACAAGAAAGCUACAAUCGAGUGUGCUCGACUGCGAGAUACCUUUAGUGCGGUAAUAUUCUUAAAAUGUACCAAAUACCUAUAUCACAAGAAUACUUAAAGCUAUGUUCGGUAUAUUUAUAUAGUGUUGCAUUCAAAUUAUACCAUACAGUACUGAAAUAUACCAGUUUGUCAGUCAAAGCAGCUAAGUCCCGCAAAAAUAAUAUAUCACAACACUACCAACGGCUGUAUUUGGUAUAGUGAUUGAGUGCUACAUUUAAAAUAUACUAUAAAGUACUGAAAUAUACCAGAUUCAGACGGAUAUAUAUGCUGUAUAGGGUCAGAGAUGCCUCCAUCUGCCUGUUACAGCUGUGAACAUUAAAAUAGCAGUGCGUCAGAAAAUAUUCAUUUUGUUAGUUACAUUUCCUGCAAUCAGAAAGUUAUAAUACCCUUUUACCGGGUAUAAGAACAAUGCAGUAGCAGGUAAAAACAAGUGCAAGUAGCUUACAAUACUUUAAAAUUAAGUUAAAAAGUCAUACAACAUUGUAGUUAAAU